Molecule: messenger RNA, 859 nt
Organism: Cannabis sativa
Lineage: Eukaryota; Viridiplantae; Streptophyta; Magnoliopsida; Rosales; Cannabaceae
Product: preprotein translocase subunit SECE1
Exons: 2
Coding region: 165-695 (176 amino acids)
Biological process (GO): protein targeting; protein secretion
Cellular component (GO): chloroplast thylakoid membrane
Molecular function (GO): transmembrane protein transporter activity
Source: RefSeq, a predicted model, not a curated record
GCCCAAGUUAGUUGAACAUUUGCUAGGCCCACAUCGACCAAACCAAAUCCAUCAAGUUUGUCGAACACCACCGGACCAGACCAGAGCCAAACCUACUCUAUCUCGCUCACACCCGCCAUCCGUUUGUUUCUCACUCUAUGGUCUCUCUCAUCUCAUAGUCCAGCAUGACACUCGCUAUGUCCGUACGGUUCCCGGUGACACCUUCAGCAACAGCAACAACAACAACAACAACGACCAAUGCUCAUCCAACCUCAGCCGUUCGAUCAAAACCGGCAUCUUUCAUCAACCUUUCUCUGAUUAAACAAAGAUCAACGAGCAUCAAUGGCACCGAGAAACGAAGCCAGUUUUUUCUCGCCACAAAAGCCGUGGAAGAGACCCAAGGGAGCUCAGAAUCCGCGAAUGUGGGAGACCAAGUGGGAGAGGUAAAGCCGGAGUUGAGUGAAUUGGGGUCGGAGAUAAAGAAGGCUAUGGAGGAGAGGAAGGCGGCGGAGAAAGAGGAGGGUUUCCUGGACGGAGUGGCUGAGGAGAUUAGGAAAAUAGAGUGGCCGGCGUUUGGUAAGGUGUUGGGGACGACUGGGGUUGUGUUGGGUGUGAUAGCUGGGUCUAGUGUUGUUUUGCUCACUCUCAAUUUCGUUUUGGCUGAGCUCUCCGACCAACUCUUCGCCGGUAAAGGUGUUCAGGAUUUCUUCAGCUGAGAUAGAUGAUGAAGAAGAAGAAAAUGUUCCCAGUCAAAUGUAUAAACAAAAGGCCGUUGUAAUUUUGAGGUAAAUUUAGUGUAUUUUGAAAACCCAUUAUCUUGAUUUGUUGUGGAAAAAAUUACACAAUCUAAAUUUCUUCAUAGUACCAAAGAAUUGCAUUC